AUGGCACCAUCAUCAGUCAAUUCCAAAAAUGAUGAUACGAGCGACGAGUGUGCGAAAACAACGUUGUCGCCUAAACACUUUUGCUGUUCACUCUAUAAUUGCUCCAACACUUUGACAGUUAAGGUGACGAUCGUGAGUCGCGGAAAAAUAUUUUCGAAGAUUAUAAAACGUUUGAAGAAAUUAAAUGGAUAA
Messenger RNA from Clunio marinus, 192 nucleotides. The record is from the annotation of a GenBank genome assembly. NCBI's taxonomy places the organism in Eukaryota, Metazoa, Arthropoda, Insecta, Diptera, Chironomidae.